AUGCCGCCGCCGCCGCUCCUGCUGCUGCCGCUGCUGCUGCCCGCGCUGCUGGGCGCCCGGGCCCGGGACGCGGUGCGCCUGCACCUGGACACCGCGCGGCCGCUGCGCCGGGCCAGCCCCGCCCUCCUGUCCGUCACCCUGGACGCCAACCUGGCCACGCACCCCAAGUUCCUCACCUUCCUGGGUUCUCUAAGGCUCCGGACUUUGGCCAGAGGCUUGUCCCCGGCAUACCUGAGGUUUGGCGGCACCAAGACAGACUUUCUGGUUUUUGAUCCCGAGAAGGAACCAACCUCUGAAGAGAAAAGUUACUGGCAAUCUCAAGUCAGCCAAGAUGUUUGCAGAUCUCACGUCCUCCCCUCUGACGUGGAGAAGAGGUUACGGCUGGAAUGGCCCUCCCAGGAGCUACUGCUGCUCCGAGAACAGUACGAGAAGAAGUUCAAUACCACCACGUACUCAAAGAGCGCUGUGGAUAUGCUGUAUACGUUCGCGAAUUGCUCGGGCCUGGACUUGAUCUUUGGGCUGAACGCGCUCCAGCGCACAGCGGACUUGCGGUGGAACAGUUCCAACGCUGAGCUGCUCCUGGAAUAUUGCUCGUCCCAGGGGUACAACAUUUCUUGGGAACUCGGCAAUGAACCUAACAGCUUCAGGAAGAAGGCUGGUGUUUUCAUCGAUGGCUUUCAGCUAGGAGAUUUUGUUGAGUUGCAUAAGCUUCUAGCAAAGUCCACGUUCAACAACGCAAAGCUCUAUGCGGACAUUGGCCGGCCUAAGGGGAAGAGUGUGAAGAUGCUACAGAGUUUCCUGAAGGCCGGAGGAGCCGUGAUUGACUCCGUCACGUGGCAUCAUUACUACCUGAAUGGACGAAUUGCCACCAAAGAAGAGUUUCUAAGUCCUGACAUUUUGGACACUUUCAUUUCCUCGGUGCAAAAAAUUUUCGAGGUUGUGGAGGAGACCACACCCCACAAGAAGGUCUGGCUGGGGGAGACCAGCUCUGCCUACGGGGGUGGAGCGCCCUUGCUGUCCGACACCUUCGCUGCGGGCUUCAUGUGGCUGGACAAGUUGGGGCUGUCGGCCAAAAUGGGCAUCGAAGUGGUGAUGAGGCAGGUGCUCUUCGGAGCCGGGAACUACCACCUGGUGGACGAGAACUUCGAGCCCGUGCCUGAUUACUGGUCAUCUCUGCUCUUCAAGAAGCUGGUGGGCACCACUGUGUUCAGAGCACGAGUGGACGGGCCGGACAGCGGCAAGCUUCGCGUUUACCUUCACUGCACAAGCACCAACCACCCCAGGUAUAAAGAAGGAGACUUAACGCUCUAUGCCUUAAACCUGCAUAACGUGACCAAGCACUUGCAACUGCCAAGCCCUUUGUUUGACAAAGAAGUGGACAAGUACCUCUUGAGACCGUCAGGACCUAAUGGAUUACUUUCCAAAUCCGUUCAGCUCAACGGCCAGGUUCUGAGGAUGGUGGACGAUGAGACGCUGCCCGCUCUGACGGAGAAGCCUCUCCGCCCCGGAAGUGCACUGGGCUUGCCAGCUUUCUCCUACGGGUUCUUUGUGAUACGAAACGCCAAAGUGCCUGCCUGUGUUUGAAAAUGAAAGGCACGUGGUUGUCCUGAGAUUUGCUUUUCCAGGGGCGUUGAAAAUAACGCAAAACACAAGUUAUAGGAAGACAAAAAAGUAUCUUACAAAAACUGGUGGGAGUUUUGGCUACCGGCGCAGGCUGAGUGCAGGCCAGAGUUGGCACGACCUUCUGUUCUCCCUGAGGACGCCACUGCUCGUGAUAGUACUUAGUGAUGCCUUAUGCCAAACACCGUUCCAUAUAUUGCUCUUAUUUAAGUUAUUAAAAAUGUACAUAAAUGUUCCCCCAUGUAGCCAGGAGGUAAAUAAGUGAAGGAUAUGAGUUUUAAGAAAAUGCUGAGUUUUGGGGGCUGGAACAAUAGCACAGAGAGUAGGGCGUUUGCCUUGCACGCGGCCAACUGGGGUUCUAAUCCCAGCAUCCCAUAUGGUCCCCUGAGCACGGCCAGGAGUGGUUCCUGAGUGCAAAGCCAGGUUAUUAGGCGGGCAGAGAGAGAGCCCAAUGGCUAGUGCUUUGUGUGCGGGAGGCCCAUGCCUGAUCUCUGUCAUCACGUACACUCCUCCAAGCAUUUCCAGGAGUGACCCCCAAGAAGCAAGCUUUGAAUAGCCCCCGAGGUAUGGUCCCCAAGCCAAAACAAACAAAAAUAUUGUUAGAAAAUUAUUGGUUUUUUCUUUUCUCUAUGCACAGUCCCUCUGGGGCUCCCAUUCGGAAAAGUUCUGUUUGGUUUGUUUUGUUUGGGGGGGCCUUGAAAUCUUUGGGAGCAGAGAGUGGAGGGCAUCCAUCAGCACUGCUGCUACCGUUCUUUCUAGCAGUGACAAGACUCACUCACUGUUUUCUCUUGCUUCUCAGUUGUUAGAAGUAAAAUCAUCUCUAUAUUUUUGUCCGCUAUGAGUCGUCUCAAUUAAAUGUAAGCACCU
Messenger RNA from Sorex araneus (European shrew), 2487 nucleotides. It is a transcript of the gene HPSE, whose product is annotated as heparanase. Gene Ontology annotation, molecular function: hydrolase activity, acting on glycosyl bonds. Gene Ontology annotation, cellular component: membrane; extracellular matrix. Lineage: Eukaryota; Metazoa; Chordata; Mammalia; Eulipotyphla; Soricidae. The record is from RefSeq and is a predicted model, not a curated record.